CAAUUCACAAGCAAACAGACAAUGACGUCUAGUGUCGUUGUUGGUCCACUGGAAGGAAGUAAGUGGACACGGCAUCCCCUCCCCUCUCCCUCUCUCUCUCUCUCUACCUUUCUCUCUCCAAGAAAAAGCAUCAUGAGUGAAAACGAAAACCCCCCAAUAGAAAGAGAGAGAUCCCUAGGCACAGAAUCUAUGCUCACCACCUGUUUGUUCAAUGGCCCCCACCCAUCACCAUCUCCCACCACCAUCAACAGCAGCACCACCGCCACCAACAAGCAACACCAAUGCCUCUCUCUCUCUCUCUCUCUCUCUCUCUCUCUCUCUCUCUCUCCAAUUCUCUUAAUAAUCAAAAGGCAUUUGAUGGAUAGAUACACAUAGGAGUAUAUUAUACCCACAUAUAAAUAUACCUCCCCCUUCUCCAUUUUUUUAUUCCUUCUCUUGUUUCUUCUAAUUAAACAAAACAAAAAAAAAAAAACCCAAUCCAUACAUAUUACUAUACUAUCACCUCUUUUAUGUACUCCGGCGAUGCCGACGCCGGUUAGCACAGCGAGGCAAUGCCUCACUCAAGACGCCGCCCAAGCCCUAGACGAGGCGGUGGCCGUCGCCCGCCGCCGCGGCCACGCCCAGACGACGUCGCUCCACGCCGUCUCCGCCCUCCUCUGUCUCUCCUCCUCCUCGUCUUCGCCGCUGCGUGACGCGUGCACCAGGGCCCGGAACGGCGCGUACCCGGCCCGAAUCCAGUUCAAAGCCCUCGAGCUGUGUUUGGGAGUGUCCCUGGACCGCCUCCCCUCGUCGCCGCACCGGUCCGACGAGCCGCCCGUGUCGAACUCGCUCAUGGCCGCGAUUAAGAGGUCUCAGGCGAACCAGAGGCGGCAACCGGAGAGCUUUCACUUGUACCAGCAGCAGCAGCAACAGUCGUCGUCCGUUUCGAUGGUGAAGGUAGAGCUUCAGAAUCUGGUUCUCUCCAUACUUGAUGACCCAAUCGUGAGCCGGGUUUUCAGUGAGUCGGGUUUUCGGAGUUGCGAUAUCAAGUUAGCCAUUCUUCGACCCGUUCAGCAUCAGCUUCUUAGGUAUUCACGGUACAGAGGCCCCCCUGUGUUUCUCUGCAAUUUGAAUGGCGAUUCGGAUCCGGUUCCUAGGAAUUUCAGCUUUCCAUUCCUGGGUUUUUCUGGGUUUUCCGGGUUAUCCAAUGGUGAUGAGAAUGGUAAACGAAUUGGCGAGGUUCUUGUGAGGAACAAGGGGAGAAAUCCGCUCCUCGUCGGUGUUUGCGCCAACGAUGCUCUUCGCAGUUUCUGUGAGGUUGUGGAGAAAAAGAAAGGAGGGUGCGUUUUGCCAGUGGAAAUAUGUGGGUUGAAUGUGAUUCGCAUCGAUAUUGAUGUGUCGAGAUUUGUCAAUGGGAAUUGUGAUGAGGGGUCGGUCAAGCUGAGGUUAGGGGAGAUCUUUCGAAUGGUGGAACACUGUAGUGAACCUGUGGUAAUCAGUUAUGGUGAUCUCAAGGAGUUGAUUGGUGCUGAUGAUGAUGAUGGUGCCUCAGGUUCUGCUGCGGCGAGUUUUGUAGUGGGAGAAUUGACGAGGUUAGUAUAUCAAUAUUCCGAAAGGAAGGUGUGGUUGAUUGGAUUUGCAGCAACUUAUGAGACAUAUUUGAAGUUCUUGAAUAGAUAUCCAUCUGUUGAGAAGGAUUGGGAUUUGCAACUCCUACCCAUCACUUCUCCUAGGCCAGCCAUGGGAGGAGAUUCAUACCCCAGAUCCAGCUUGAUGGAGUCCUUUGUUCCAUUUGGUGGGUUCUUUUCUACGCCUGCUGAUUUGAAGAGCCCAUUGGGGGUCUCAUACCAAUGUCCACCCCGCUGUCAUCUCUGUAAUGAGAAGUGUGAACAAGACGUAUCUGCCAUUAUGAAAGGUGGAUUUGCUUCUUCAGUUGCAGAACAGUACCAAUCUAGCUUACCUUCUUGGUUGCAGAUGACUGAGGUCAGCACAAACAGGGCUUUGGACAUUGGAGUGCAGGCCAAAGGUGAUGGUUUGGCAUUGAGUGCUAAAGUUGAAGGACUGCAAAGGAAAUGGAACAAUAUCUGCAAACGUCUUCAUCAUGCUGAAAAACUGACAAAGGGAAACAUUUACCAAGUGGGUUCUCAGGUUAAAACCGUUGUGGGCUUUCGAGUCAAUGAUGAAAAGAAGGAAAAUGCCGAUACCCAGAGCAGCAAUGAGACAAAUGGAUCUUCGAAUGCAAGUGGAAGCAAAAAGGUUGCUUCAUGCAUGUCAAUGGAUACACAAAAUUUUCCUAGAUCGCAAUCAGCCAUUACACUACCUGGAGUAGUUUCACAGGCUCUGGAUUUGAAUUCCCUUGCCCAAACGAGGGAAAAGUCAUUAGAAACCAGAGAUCUUGAGCUAGGUGGGGUUCAGUCUCCUCCUAUGAGUUUGUCCUGUUCUGAUGGUCACCCGUCUCCACCUUCUACUACGUCCGUGACUACAGAUUUAGGUUUGGGAAUAAAUGCUCAAUCUUCAUUGUGCACUUGUCCUGCUUUUGAAGGCCCGUUUGAUCCGUGGGAUUUCAAGAUGCUCUAUCGGCAACUGAUUGCAAGAAUCAGGUGGCAAGAGGAUGCUGUUAGUGCUAUAAGCCAAUCAAUAGCUCGCUGCAAGGCAAGGAAUGAACCUAAACGCUUUGGAGCAAGUGUAAGGGGAGAUAUAUGGUUCACUUUUCUUGGACCUGAUUGCUUCAGUAAGAAGAGGAUUGCUGUUUCCCUUGCUGAUAUAUUCUUUGGAAGCAAAGGAACCCUUAUUUGUGUGGAUCUAAGUUCCCAUGAUGGAGUGAGUGGUUAUGAUGUGAAGUUCAGAGGGAAAACUGCUGUUGAUUACAUUGCCGGGGAAUUGAGCAAGAAACCAAUGUCUGUUGUGUUCCUUGAAAAUAUUGAUGAGGCUGAUCUGACGGUUCAGAAUAGCUUAUCACAGGCUGUGAGGACUGGGAAAUUUUCUGACUCACACGGAAGAGAAGUAGGUAUCAGUAACAGUAACACAGUCUUUGUGACAACUUCAAGAUUCACAAAGGGUGCUGAAAUUCUCUAUUACAAAAAGGAAAGUGGCAACUAUUCUGAGGAAAGUAUAUUGAGAGCGAAGGGAUGGCCAAUUCAGAUGGUAAUUGAUCGUGUGACUACGAAUAACACAAGGAGAGGCAUCUCAAACCCAAUCAUUGUGAACAAAAGGAAGUCAUUUGGUACUUCUGAAAUGGCCAAACGGCCUCACAAGGCCUCAAAUAUGCAUCUGGACUUGAAUCUCCCAGCUGAGGAGAUAGAUGUACUAAACACCGACUGUGGGAACUCUGAAAGUGACUCCAUCUCCGUAAACAACAGCAAGGCUUGGUUGGAGGGUUUUGUCGAAUUAGUGGAUGAAACAGUGGUUUUCAAGCCGUUUGAUUUCGACAAGCUUGCUGAGAAAAUGUCACAGGAGAUUAGCAAGUGCUUCCAUAAAAUUGUUGGUUUGGAUUGUUUGUUGGAGAUUGAUUCCAAAGUUAUGGAGCAGGUAAUUGCAGUAGCAUGUCUAUAUGAAGACAAAGAAGCGGAGGAUUGGGUCGAGCGGGUUCUAAGUAGGGGAUUUGUUGAAGCUCAGAAAAGGUACAACCUCACAAGUGGUUAUGUGGUGAAACUUGUUGCCUGUGAAGGCCUUUCUUCAGAUGGGGAAGCGCUGGGAGUUUGCCUUCCCUCUAAAAUUCUUGUGAACUGAGGUAUUAAGAUGGCCUUUUUGUCCUGUAAAGUAGAUGUAUAAUCUAGUGUUUUAGAAUCUAGAAACCCUGGUUUAGCCUAUGAAUCCCACAUUCUAUUGUGUGUAGUAUUGUAUAGAUUACGACUAGAGCAUGCGUGAUUGUCCUUCACUAGAUAUGAGAAGAACUUGUCUUGUUUGUAGCUAUAAUACACAAAUAUAAGUUGCUCCUCGUUUAGCUUUGGUAAUGAAAUUUCAUUUGGUGUUUGGUUU
Messenger RNA from Rhododendron vialii, 3957 nucleotides. Its product is annotated as protein DWARF 53-LIKE-like. Gene Ontology annotation, molecular function: ATP hydrolysis activity; ATP binding. The record is from RefSeq and is a predicted model, not a curated record. The coding region runs from base 523 to 3708 and encodes 1061 amino acids. The transcript is spliced from 4 exons. Lineage: Eukaryota; Viridiplantae; Streptophyta; Magnoliopsida; Ericales; Ericaceae.